This is a messenger RNA of Exophiala bonariae, 759 nucleotides long. RefSeq lists its product as uncharacterized. The record is from RefSeq and is a predicted model, not a curated record. NCBI's taxonomy places the organism in Eukaryota, Fungi, Ascomycota, Eurotiomycetes, Chaetothyriales, Herpotrichiellaceae. The coding region runs from base 1 to 759 and encodes 252 amino acids. The transcript is spliced from 4 exons.
AUGGCCCCUACUCUGAAGGACAUUUUCGGAUCAGAUGAGCUGGCCAACCAAGUGGAAAAGUUCGAUUUUGACAAAAAUGAACGAGGAAUGAUCAUCUCGUAUGCCCCGUUGUACGGAAACUUCACCAAACAAAGCUUUGAGGCGAUGAGCGACGAGGUGAAAAUACUGAUCGCGGUUGUGACAAAAACUAUGCAGAAGAUCGAGCCUCAAGACCGAAACUACGAUACCAUCACAACUGCCUUUAUGCAAAGUCCACUGCUUCAACUGGAUGACCAAAAAUCGAUACAGCGGAGUGAUGCAUAUCACACAGAUCAUACCAACCUCUUAAAAUUGGACGGCUCUCCGGACCCAAAGAUUGUUCAAGAGAUUCAUCAUUGGUUCGAUGGACUCGUGCAAGAUCAAGAAGUCCUGCAAAAAGUCGGGCUGGGUGUAGACGCUCUAGCCAAAGUCGUUGCCCAGUCCGGUGCGAAGGUGGAUGGCGUUGAAUCAGCCAUUCACAAAGAGGAAUUUCACCAAAAGCUGUUCCAAGUGACAUUUCUCGACUUCCCUGACCCAGACCGUCCAUUAUUUGAUAUCCACAGGCUUGCACUAGAAGUUUGGUCUAGCUCCGAUCGUACAGGCUUUCUUCAGAAGGAUCAGAAUGGUGUGACUGGAGCAUACACCGCAAGAGCCUUCACCUACCGCUCUGAUGUACUUCAAGGCUUGUCUGAACUAGCUCGCAACAAGGCUAUUGCAAUUGCAAACGGGCUGUUUGACUGA